CAACCGCCAAUCAAAUGCGUCCUCCAACGUAGAUUGAUGGUCUCCAAAGUACGAUGCUGGUCUGUAGCCCAUCAUUCCGCAUUUGCACCCGCGAUGUAGCGUGGCGUCAUUACUCAAUCUCUGCUCUCCAGACCAUCACCAUCGUCACCAUCAUGUCGUCGACUGUAUGCUGCUUUAACGGCUGCCUUAACGCACCGCUUGCGCCGUCGGACAAGUGCGUCUUCCAUCGCAACCGCGCCCAGUGCCUCGUCGACGGCUGCGUCAACCAAGUCUAUGCGCGGCACCUUUGUGUCCGCCACGGCGGCAAAAAGACGUGCGCCUUUUCCGAGUGCACGUCGCAUGCGCGUAUUGGCAACUACUGCGUGCGCCACAGCAAAGACGCGUCCAAGCAGCUGUGCUCCGAAGAUGGCUGCGCCAAGACCGCGCAUCGCCGCCAAAAAUGCGUGCGCCAUGGCGGUGGUCGGCCGUGUCAAGUCGAAGGCUGCACGACGCAUGCGCGGACAGGCGGUUUGUGCUGGCGCCACCGCAACCUCGUGCUUCCGACAACCGAGAAUGGGUGUCUGCUGGAGGACCACGAGUUUCUCGCUAUUUUGGACGAAUGGAUGACCGCCGAAGAGCACGAUGAAAUGGACGACCAGGUCCUGCUCAACGAUCUCCAAGCACUGCUCAUGGAUGACUCCAGCUUUUUCCUAUCGUAAAUCAUUAUCGCCGUAUUUAAUCCAAAUUUUGUUUGCAUUUUUAC
This is a messenger RNA of Saprolegnia diclina VS20, 742 nucleotides long. RefSeq lists its product as hypothetical. The transcript has a single exon. The coding region runs from base 54 to 698 and encodes 214 amino acids. The record is from RefSeq and is a predicted model, not a curated record. NCBI's taxonomy places the organism in Eukaryota, Oomycota, Saprolegniomycetes, Saprolegniales, Saprolegniaceae.